ACUUAAUCUUUAUAACCAUAUAUUUGUUUCUUAAAUAAUGGCGUGGGUAAAGUUCUUGAGAAAACCUGGAGGGAAUCUUGGGAAAGGAUAUCAGCCUGGAAGUGUGAUGUCUUUGGCCCCUACUAAAGGCUUGUUGAAUGAGCCAGGACAAAAUAGUUGCUUUCUUAACAGUGCUGUUCAGGUUUUGUGGCAACUUGACAUAUUCCGACGAAGCUUGAGAGGUCUCACUGGACAUGUUUGUCAGGGAAAUGCCUGCAUAUUUUGUGCUUUAAAGGCAAUAUUUGCACAGUUCCAACACAGUCGAGAAAAAGCACUGCCAUCAAAUAAUAUGAGGCAUGCAUUGGCUGAAAGCUUUAAAGAUGAACAGCGUUUUCAGCUUGGGCUCAUGGAUGAUGCAGCAGAAUGUUUUGAAAAUAUACUUGAGAGGAUUCACUAUCACAUAGUGCCAAGCAGUGAAACAGAUAUGUGCACUUCUAAAUCCUGCAUUACUCAUCAGAAGUUUGCUAUGACACUAUAUGAACAGUGUGUGUGUCGCAGUUGUGGGGCAUCUUCGGAUCCUUUGCCUUUCACAGAACUUGUGCGUUAUAUUUCAACAACAGCCUUGUGCAAUGAAGUUGAUAGGAUGUUGGAAAGACAUGAGCGACUCAAGCCUGAAAUGUUUGCAGAAUUGCUUCAGGCUGCAAAUACUACUGAUGACUUCAGAAACUGUCCUAGUAACUGUGGCCAAAAAAUAAAAAUACGUCGUGUUCUAAUGAACUGCCCUGAAAUUGUCACAAUUGGUUUAGUCUGGGAUUCAGAACAUUCUGACCUGACAGAAGAUGUCAUCCGUAAUCUGGCAACACAGCUGUAUCUUCCAGGGUUGUUUUAUAGAGUUACUGAUGAACAUGCCAAAAAUAGCGAGCUUUUUCUUGUGGGGAUGAUUUGCUAUGCAAGCAAACAUUACUGUGCCUUUGCUUUUCAUACUAAGAGUUGCAAAUGGGUGCUGUUUGAUGACGCUAAUGUGAAAGAGGUUGGAACAAAAUGGAAAGAUGUGGUGUCCAAAUGUAUUCGGUGUCAUUUUCAACCAUUGCUGCUAUUUUAUGCAAACCCAGAUGGUACACCUGUAUCAACAGAAGAUGCACCCAGGCAGAUAAUUCACUGGUCACACUACAAAGCAGGAAAUGGAGAAGAACUUGGAUUUGAAAAAUCAGCUUUUCCUAUGUCAGAUGACAUAAAAGAGAAUGGGUUUGGAGAAUCUGUUACUCAGAAGAGCAAUAAAAGAUAUCAACCAGAAAACCCACCAUUCAGUAGGAACCAUAUUCAAUCAAGUACUGUCAGUAGACCAGGCAAGUUGGGGCAUAAUGAGCACAAGGAAAAAGCAAAGGACAUCUCCAGAGAGUGUGCUCAAAAGGUAGCUGAGAUGAAAAAUUUCUCUUGCUCCCUAAGAAAAGAUGCAGACAGAGGAUCAAAAAGAGAGGCUGGGAAACAGAGAGAGCUGUCUGGAGAAACCCGCAGUAAUUUUAAACCAGGAUCACCACCUUCUGGAAACGGAUUUAGGUCACACUCUAAUGAACGCAUAUAUAAUAGCCAGGGAAGGGGACCUUACAAACAUGACAAGAUGCACAACCAAAUAAAGUCUGGUAUUCAGGCACUGGGGUCAAAUAAAACCAAUGGCUUUCCUGAUGGGGAGAAGGUGAGCCGUGGGAAGGCUGACAGUACUGCUGGUUAUGACACAGAUAGUAGCCAAGACUCUAAGGACAAAGGAAGUGUCAAUAGCAGUAAAAGUCGAAGUAGGGGUUGGAAGCCCAUGCGGGAAACACUCAAUGUAGACAGUAUCUUUAAUGAUACUGAGAAAAAGGAGCAUAGUUCAAAGCCCAAACUAAAUGCAAGCAGCAAAUCUAAACAUGAGAAGGAGCAGAGUUCAAACAACUGGCCAAAAGAAAAUGCAAAUCAAAAAGGCCUAAUGACAAUUUAUGAAGAUGAAACAAAACAGAUGGGCAGCCGGAACUCCUUGGAUUCCGAAGGCAAAGGAAAUGCAGAAAAAGGCAAAGGCUUUACCGAGAGAAAAAUUCACACUGACGGUUGGCAGAUACAAAGGACUGAGUCUGGUUACGAAAGCAGUGAUCAUAUCAGCAAUGCAUCUGCUAAUCUGGAUUCACCAGUCAUUGAAGGAAUCAGCCCCGUAGACACCACAACUAUGAAAGAAACGGUUCCUUACAGUGACCAGAAUCUAUGUGCCAGAUAUCCUGGAUAUGUCUUGCAGUCUACCUCCCAGCAGAAUAAAGACUCUUUGGAUGCCUUGAAGAAAGACCAGAUUAAUACCCAGUUUAACUACAGAACUCAUAAUCCCCAGUCAACAUCCCAUUUGCAGAUGCAGUGUCCACUACUGAAAAGGAUUGAUGUACCUGAUUGUAAUAAGAAGUUUCCCCCCUCAUUAACACUACAGACCACUUCAAAAGACUACACUGAGAGAGAGAAGAAGAACUGUGGAUUAAGUGAGCAAAGCUCACAGUGGCCUAAUCAAGAUAUGCUUGAAGAAACUAAUGUUCACAUAGCAGCUGACAGUUCAGCUUGCUGUUAUAAUGAUGAUAACUUUGCUAUAUCCGAAAAGAUUCAGAGCAUUAGUCUGUCUUCCCACUUGCCUCCUUCAAAGACAGGUAGAUCCAGACCAGCACUUGCAUUUUGCUUGCAACAGAAUAUAUCGAAACCUUCCUAUACUGAAUCAGUUCCACCUGCCGAACAUAAAAUACAUUUGUAUGGUGGCAAAGCUGAUGAUAUGCCAGAAGCAGUUUACCAAAAUCUUCCUCCACCUUUACCUCCAAAGAAAUAUGCUCUGACCAGUUUCCAUGGAUUAGAACAUGAAUCCACUGUUGAAUUAAUACCAGCAGAAAUACUGUAUACUAAUCCUUCAGGUGUUGAAAGGCAUGCUGUGAGUAUUUCUUCAAAAGCUACAUCUGAAGCAGGUCUAUUUACAGAUGGAGAAAGAAUUAAAGCAACAUUUCAAGGGAGUGAGUCCUCCAGGGCCAAUGUUCCAUCAAGCUUAUCAGUAAAUGAUUUGUGGACUGUAUCCAGUGAUCCUACAAAUAAGGGUGUGUCCCACAAAGGACUAAGUGCUGGCUCCCUGGAUGCAAAUGCAAAUGACAUUAUAUCACUUACUACUUAUUUUUCGGUUGAUAAUUGUAUGACUGACACAUACAGGAUGAAAUAUCACCAAAGACCCAAACUGUAUUUUGCAGAUACUGGUGUAUUGAACAAAGAAACACCUUUGCCACCAACUGGAAUGCUACUGAACACUUCAUACCAUAACACUGCUGAUUCAGAGUAUCCCACAGCUGAGCAGAGAUACAAACCUAGCAUUGAAAAUGUGCAUUGCAAUAGGUAGAUGCUCUCAUAAAUGAGUAUAAUCCUUGGCACUCUUAACACGAUGCAAUGUUUCGGCUAUCCUUACCUCACCUGUACUUUAUGAAGUUAAUGCUAUUUCUUA
Molecule: messenger RNA, 3463 nt
Organism: Gekko japonicus
Lineage: Eukaryota; Metazoa; Chordata; Lepidosauria; Squamata; Gekkonidae
Gene: USP53
Product: ubiquitin specific peptidase 53
Exons: 15
Coding region: 38-3361 (1107 amino acids)
Biological process (GO): protein deubiquitination; response to auditory stimulus; sensory perception of sound
Cellular component (GO): cell-cell junction
Molecular function (GO): cysteine-type deubiquitinase activity
Source: RefSeq, a predicted model, not a curated record